CACACCUGUGCCUGCCCCGCGCCCGGCUGCUGCGGACCUGAGGGCGACCUGAGAGGCACCUGCGCCAGAGUCUCCGCCUCUCUUCGGGUACCGGGCCGCGUCCCGAGGCCCGGCAGCCCUAAGGCAGCCACUCCCAAGAGGACGAACGCAGCGACUCCCGGGCACCCGGCGGCGUCCGCGGGACGGCGCUCCGAGGUAGUUGGUCCUCUCCGGGUAGCCGUCGGCGUCCGGUGGCCGGAGGGGCAGAGUCCACGUGACCCUUGGGGGGGGCAACGAGCAGGAGCAUGGCUGCCACUAGGCCGCUGUCCCGCUUCUGGGAGUGGGGGAAGAACAUAGUGUGCGUCGGCAGGAACUACGCGGACCACGUCCGGGAGAUGCAGAGCGCCGCGCCGAGCGAGCCGGUGCUCUUCCUGAAGCCGUCCACCGCCUACGCCCCCGAGGGCUCGCCAGUCCUCGUGCCCGCCUAUACCCGCAACCUGCACCACGAGCUCGAGCUGGCCGUGGUGAUGGGCAAGCGCUGCCGCGCCGUCCCUGAGGCGGCGGCCAUGGACUAUGUGGGCGGCUAUGCCCUGUGCCUGGACAUGACCGCCAGGGACGUGCAGGACGAAUGCAAGAAGAAGGGGCUGCCCUGGACUCUGGCCAAGAGCUUCACGGCCUCCUGCCCGGUCAGCGCGUUCGUGCCCAAAGAGAAGAUCCCUGACCCUCACAACCUGAAGCUCUGGCUCAAGGUCAACGGCGAACUCAGGCAGGAGGGUGAGACAUCCUCCAUGAUUUUUUCCAUCCCCUACAUCAUCAGCUACGUUUCUAAGAUUAUGACCUUGGAAGAAGGAGAUAUCAUCUUGACAGGGACGCCAAAGGGAGUGGGACCUGUUAAAGAAAACGAUGAGAUCCAGGCUGGCAUACACAGGAUCGUCACUAUGAGAUUUAAGGUGGAAAAGCCAGAAUAUUGAGUGUAUACAAAGCACCCUAACUUCCUAACUCACGUUUCAGCUGAAAAGGGAACAAGACAAAAGCAAGCAAAGGUUAUUUAAUUAAGUGUGACAAUCCUUUAAUAAGAAGCAGUUUUUUUAAUGAUUGGAUUGCUAUGCCUCAACUCAAGGAAGAUGGACGCUCAGAGAAAAACCUGAUCUAGAAGAGCUGGUCCAGAAAUGGAAAUGAGAAAGUGUCUCCUAGGAAACAAGCCAAAUGUUCAGAAGACUUACUUUCCUUUCCUAAAACUGGACUGGAUAAGACUUUUCAGUGGGUCAUUCUGGGACCACGUGUGCAAGACUUAAAAUCUGCAAAGGAAGUGGAAAAGCAUGUUUCAUCAGUGUUUCCCAAAGUUCCUUGAGCGUGCAAAUCAUCUGGAGGUAUUUGUAAAAAUAAAAAUUUCCAAAUUACUGGGUCAUUGCAGGCCCAAUGUAUUAAUUAAUGGAAUUAAUCUCUGGCACUCCAAGUGGUUCUUAUCAUGGAAAUGUGGAAAAACACUACUCCACAUAGUCAGUUAAUUAAAAGUUUUAUUUAAUAAGUGAGCAAUUAAUGAAGACCUCGCUUGUUUACUUAGAGUGUGUAUUCUGGCCCAUAGAUUCUGAGUUUAAGAGAUAAUUUUGAAACUAUUGUUUCCCAAUAAAUAUGCUGUCUUUUG
Molecule: messenger RNA, 1624 nt
Organism: Hippopotamus amphibius kiboko
Lineage: Eukaryota; Metazoa; Chordata; Mammalia; Artiodactyla; Hippopotamidae
Gene: FAHD1
Product: fumarylacetoacetate hydrolase domain containing 1
Exons: 1
Coding region: 285-950 (221 amino acids)
Cellular component (GO): mitochondrion
Molecular function (GO): acetylpyruvate hydrolase activity
Source: RefSeq, a predicted model, not a curated record